CCAAAAACUUCGCGUUGCACAAUUCGUUGAAUCGCGUUAGGUAGAUUCCUUUCUUGGAGAUGGUUUUGUGCUUUUGCGUUUUCAGGAUAAAGUAUUUAUUGCGCUAGUCCAAUAAUUCUUGACUGCUUAGUACCUCUACCUACAAGAACUUUAUUUUUUUUUUGGCGAUUCCGUUUUCGUUUUCGAGCUCUAGCUCUACUUUUCUGCCAACAAACCCGAGCUGUUGUGUUUUUGCAGCAGGAAGGACACUAAGCCUCUUCUCAUCCAAAAUGCCGAGCAACCCUAAGCUAGACUUCGGGGCCCUGGGAGCAAUCCCCCUGGACGAGGAGUCCUGUGUGAUUUCGCGCACGGCGUUGCAACAGCUGCAGGACGAGAACAAGGAAUUGCACGGGCUGCUCCGAUGCUGGAAUCCGCGGGCUGCUCCGAAUGCUCGCUGCGAGCAUGCUGAGAAGCAGAGGCUGGAGUUACUGAAUACGCACCUCCAGGUGCGUAUUCUGCAGAAAUACAUGCAGGAAUACAAACGCGAGUCGGAGGUUCUGCAGAUACGAGUGGUCGAUGAGAGAAAGAAGUAUAGCCUUCUUCUGCGGGAGAAGGAAACGGAAAUGAAGAACCUCCGCGAACGUCACGAUCGGCUGAUCCAGAGUAAUUACCAGGUCGUAGACACGUUGCGGAAAACGGAACGAGCGCUGCGGGAGCUGUGCGAAGACGGAGUGCUCAUCGCAACACGCCGGAAAGACGUACAGAGGCAGAAGACGAAGGCCCUCGAAAAGGAGAUUGCGGCGUUAAAGCAAAAACUCGGGGAGCAAGAACAACAACGCACAACAACCCGGUGCAGCCGGAGGUGCAGGACACGAAAUCCAGCCGCUUUGUCCAGUGGUGCGACACCCGAGAUCGAUGCGGACGAGCCGUACCCGAAACAAGCUGGCGGUGUCUACGAGGACUGCUGCGAGGACUACGAGGCUCGAGCCGUACCCGAAACAAGCUGGCGGUGGACCGCCAGGCUGGAGCACCAGCCUGGCGGUGUCUGCGCGUUGUGCUGCGAGGACUACGAGGCCCAGCGUAUGCUCAAAACAAACUUUUCUGGUCUGCUGGCAUUGUAAAGUGGCGGAUCGGUGGCGUGGAAGCGCAUGAGCUAGCAUUUACACAGGCACAAAAAUUACUUGAUACUUUUGAUUAUGACUGCAACACUGCCGAUGUUGUGACAUGUUCCUCGAUCGUUCUGUGGUGCUCGCGCUCCUGACCGUUCCCAUUUCUACCGCAGCUGGCAUGCCGAAUCGCUCUUGUGUUUGUGCAUAAAGAACGAAAGCAAGCGCCCGAUGGUGUUUUGCUGCGGCCACGGGGCCGGCAAGGGGUGCGUCGAUUACCUUUGCGACCUGAACCGAUGGAACUGUCCGGUGUGCAGGAAACCUGAUGCCCUACUGCAUGCAGUUCCGUGCUUCGUCCUCGAGGAGGCUAUGGGUUCUGAUGUUCGAGUCCCUCCAGCCCUCCAGCACUCCCCGGACCCACCCCCCGUGAUUCGAGGCCUUUAGGCGGCGAAGGAUGACCCAGUCUUAUUUUUUGAUGUUGAUCCCAACGAAAACGAAGACGGACACCACAAGAACUCCUCCCACCCUUUCCUUUGUGGGAGUACCGACUAACUAACUGUAGUAACUUGACGACCAUUGAACGAGCGCCCUAGCUAGUCGCAAGGAUCUUGAAUUUUUGGAGAAAACAAAGAGCAUGCUCUUGAGCAGAAAGAAGUUUGCUAUUUCAGGCAGCACCAGCGCUGGAAUGUUUUGCUUUACCGCGACACGGCUUCUCGUAAACUUUUUCUGCAGCGACCAGCCACUGUGUGUUCCUAUAUGGACUUGAUGACACUAAGGCUUAGAAAAAAAAGAACACAAGCG
Amoebophrya sp. A120 is the source of this 1886-nucleotide messenger RNA. NCBI's taxonomy places the organism in Eukaryota, Dinophyceae, Syndiniales, Amoebophryaceae. The record is from the annotation of a GenBank genome assembly.